This is a messenger RNA of Guyanagaster necrorhizus, 2141 nucleotides long. RefSeq lists its product as uncharacterized. The record is from RefSeq and is a predicted model, not a curated record. The transcript is spliced from 6 exons. Lineage: Eukaryota; Fungi; Basidiomycota; Agaricomycetes; Agaricales; Physalacriaceae. Bases 9 to 1928 code for a protein of 639 amino acids.
UCCGCAGCAUGCUAAAAGUCACUUCAACUCUUCGCAGGUCGAGCCAAGGGCGCCCAGCGGCCGUUAUCACCGUCUUUACUCUCUUGGUUAUUACCGGAGGCUUCUGGACAAAUCUUUAUGGAUCAUAUACUGCUAAUUUGACUCUCAAAGCGUUCACCGAAUCUAUUACGGUUGAGCAUGCCAGACCUGUAUACCAUUCGUCGGGGAAUUUGGGAGGUCUAGGGAAUUCGCAGCACAAGGCAGCGGGAAAAAAUAAUAUCGAGGCUGAAGCAGAUGAUCUGCCCAUGCACGAAUAUCUCUCGAACGGGCUGCUCCAAGUAAAUGCAGAGGGACCGCAUCCUAUCUACCAACUCAUUGAAUUUUCGGAGAACAAGUGGGAAGCCAAGCUGCAGCGAGCGAGUAAGACUCUCAACGAGGCAGUGAUCGAAUAUGAGCGUCGGUAUAAAAGAGCUCCCCCUCGUGGAUUCGAUAAAUGGUGGGAAUAUGUUGAGAAGCACAAUAUUCAGCUUCCAGACGAGUAUGACCAGAUAUACCGAGACCUCGAGCCUUAUUGGAGCGUCAGCCCAGUCGAUCUAAAUAGGAUCGUCAGCGAAUGGGAGGGUCACGAAGACUCGUUUACUCUUGGUAAAGAGGAAGGACAUCCUGUUGGAAUUGUCAACUACGCCAUCCGCGACCCCAGUACCCACGAUCACGUCUUUAGUGGUGCCGGCAUGCUUAGUGAACUGCUCAAAGAUGUCGAUGAAUCCCUACCACCCUUUCGUGCCGUUUUCCAUCCGCAUGACAACCCAGAACACGUCACCGACUGGGAACUGCGGGAGAAGGCCCUCGAACACGCUCGCGCAGGGACUUAUAUCGACGUCGACAAUCCUGUUGUUCCUGUCAAACAUCACGGAUGGAUCUCAGGCUGCGACCCAACUUCGCCCGCCUGGAAAGAUUCCAUUGACUUCACCUUCAAUGCAUCCUGGCCACCACCGCCGCCCGAUGCUCCCAAAACGUUCAUCUUCGACCACCGAAAAGCGAUGGACCCCUGCCUACACCCGCACCUCCUUCGCGAGCACGGACAGUUUCUCCCCUGGGGAAAGGGACCCAUUCCCUCCCACCGCAUGAUCCCGUCCUUCGCCUACUCCCAAACCUUACUGCAUCACGACAUCACCAUCGCACACACAGUCAGUUGGCUGGGCGAGCUCUCUGACAAGGAUGACAUCGUAUGGGAGAAAAAGACCGAUGAUCGACUGCAGUGGCGGGGCCGUACGACGGGGAUCCUCCACGUUCGGGACUCGGAGUGGCCACUCUCGCAUCGGAUGCGGAUGAUGGAUUGGGUGGAGAAGGGCAAGGGCGAUAAUGUGACGAUUUUGGCGCCGCCGCGUUCGAGGGGGGAACGAGUGGGGAGGGGUGAGGUGGUCCAGAAGGCGAGGUAUGCGCCGGCGAUGCUUGAUAUGGCGUUCUCGGGCGAUCCUGUGCAGUGUGAUCCUGAUGUUUGCGAGGUCCUGGCUAAGUUGUAUGACUUUACGAAAGGGCGGUCGCAGACGGAGCAGGCAAGGUACAAGUAUAUAUUUGAUGUUGACGGCAACGCAUGGUCCGGGCGUUUAAAGUGGCUCAUGUCCUCUCACGCACUCAUCUUCAAGUCGACUAUCUAUCCCGAAUGGUUCACAGAUAGGGUUAUGCCCUGGGUGCACUACAUCCCCAUACAAGUAGACUACUCGGAUCUGUGGGACACCAUCGUGUUCUUUCAUGGCGAUCUGAAAGGGGACAACAACCAUGAAGAUCUUGCGAGAAAGAUUGCUUCAGCGGGCCGGGAUUGGAGUCAUACUUUCUGGAGGGAGGAGGAUAUGACGGCGUAUAAUUAUAGAGUGUUCCUAGAGUAUGCCAGAAUUAUGAGCACGGAUCGCGUCGCAAUGAGUUAUAACCAUUGGGAAAAGUCAGAGUAGAGACGGUUUUUCCGUCCAGAAAGGAAAGCGGAAGUUAGUUAGUAGAAGACGAUGAAUGCGGAGAGCACUUGGUCUUGCAACUUGAAGCUUCCGAAAUGGAGUUUUUGCGUCGGACUAGUUGUAUUUUACUGAUGUUAAUAUAAUAGUGAACUAUUAGACCUACACACUCACUGCAGCCAUGGUGUUCUCACAUUACUCUGCUCCAGGAUAAUU